GGUGAGGAACUAAGACAAAUGGUGACACGAGUGGGACACCAUGUUGAAAUAGAAGACGUUGAAUUGUGGGGGUCUUGAGCCGUAUUUAUCGGGCCCGUUGCAACGCACGGGCAUGUUUACUACUCCCUCCGUUCCUAAAUACUUGUCUUUCUAGGCAUUUCAACAAGUGACUACAUACGGAGCAAAAUGAGUGAAUCUACACUUUAAAAUAUGUCUACAUACAUCCGUAUGUAGUAGUCAUUUGAAAUGUCUAGAAAGACAAAUAUUUAGAAACGGAGGGAGUAGUAUAGAAAAAGGGAGAUAAAGGAAGACCUACCCAGUCCCCCGCCGUCACCCAUCACCACCACUCCACCACUCCUUUCUUUCGAAGCUUACUGCACCACUCCUUUUUGCUUUGCUCCGGGACAGAUCGAGCGAGAUCCAGGAUGAACUCCCGGCCAGCGACCAUGGCGGAGGCCGCACCGCCUCCUCUCCUCGGCGGCCUCCCUGACGAAAUCGCCAUCUGGGAGAUCCUCGUCCGCCUGCCCCCCAAAGACCUCCUCCGCUGCCGUGCCGUCUGCCGUGCCUGGCGCUGCACCACCUCCACCCGCGACUUCCUCCUCGCCCACCACGCCCGCCAGCCCUCCCUCCCUCUCUCCUACGUCAAAAAUUACGGCGGCGACCUUUUCACCCUAGACAUCAUCUCCUUCGACCACCAGGGAGGGGCCGCCACCCCCCAGACCGUCGCGCGACUUCGCCGCCAUAUCUUAAUUCCGAGGGUCUCCUGCGACGGCUUAAUCGUCUUCUGGAUAGAAUGCAAAGCUGGUCAACAACUAUUCAUCUGCAACCCGGCGACUCGUCAGUAUGGUUGCCUCCCGAUGCUUUUUGGCGGUCCCCUAUCCGCCGUGGGGAUGCCUUUUGGCGCUCCCCGACCCGUGGCCGUGGGGAUGUACUCACACAGCCCAACCGGCGAGUACCGACUAGUAUUGCUGCAGAAAGCUGAAGCACCAGAUGGCUCCUCCCUCGUCUACACAUACGCUUUAGGCUCCAGCCAGCCGCCGUGGCACCUACACAUCGAAGGCCCCAAUUUGAACGAACUGGUAUUCUCGCGCGGACCUUUCCUGUUCCGUGGUAGCCUGCAUUGGUGCAUAAGCAACAUGAUAAUUGUGUUCGACACCGUCGCUGAGUCGUUCCGGCAGAUGCGCACUCCAGUUGUUCCUAAUUUGUCUGAUCUGUUUGAGAUGGAUGGAAUGCUCGGCAUGUCCAGUUUUGAUGAUUACAAUGAUGACGAGCCAAUUGUUGAUAUCUGGAUGAUGCAGGACUACGAGCACGAGGUCUGGGCUUUUAAAUACCGGGUUGAAAUACCGUAUGCGGAGCUCACCUUGCAGUUUGGAUUGUUUUACCCGCGUGAUUGUGUGGUGUUUACUUCUUGGGUUGGCGAUGUGGUAGUGCUGGUCCCGUUUGGCCGCUGGCUACUUCAGCUUGACGUGGGUGGCAAGCUGGUUGCCAGUUUCGAGGACAGCGGUGGACUCAUUGGUCAGCCAUAUCAGCUCAAGCAAACUCUUGUUCAGCAUACCUUCUUUCCUACACUAGAGGGUUAUGUUGUCAAUGGUUCGCCUUUCAUCUGAAGAGAAGAUUAUGUUGUGAACACGUAGCCUUUCAUCCGAGGGCUGUUGACUCUGGUGGUGCUGUCGUAUGUAUUAACCGGGUCCACUGUGAGCCCACUACCUGCUUUGCUAAUAUAUUAAAAAUAAUGAUGAAGAAGCUUGGAUUAUGUUAUGGCCAGCUUAGUUUAUAUCUGGAAGAGGCCCACCGGGCAGUAGUUAGGGGGCUUGGCCCACAAGUUAUCUUAGGUUAAUUAUUAUGCAAGUUAUCUAGGUUAUAAAUAUAGGCUGUAAGACUCUUUCGGAAUCAAGCAAUAAGAAGAAUAUUAUCUUCUAUUGCCCGGCUCCCUGAGGAGCCGGAAACCCUAGCCACCAACAGCCCUAACCGCCGCCGCCCUUCUCCUAGCUCGCGACGGCACCCUGCCGCCGGCGCGCCCGUUCCUCGCCACGCCCUCCUCCAUCCUUCCCUUACCACCUACGGCCUAGACCUGGUAGAGUACUUGAUUCUACCAAUUUGGUAUCCAGAGACACCAGGCCGAUCAUGUCACUCCCUCCAUCACCGCCGCCGUUACCAUCCACCUCCGUCCCGCUCUCGCUGCCGCCGACCACUUCCAUGGCGAUGACGGAGAUCGCGUCCGGGACCACCGCCCCCUCCGCACCAGCGGCCAUCACCACUACGGGGGAUCCGCCCCCGCUCCUCUCGCGGGAGGAGGUGUCGGGCACCCUGGGGGAGCUUGUCCAGACGGUCAGUGGCAUUACCCUCUACCUCGCCGGGAACCAGCCCCCGCCACCGAGCGCCGUCACCACCGCCUACGGACCGCCGCCGCUACAGUGGGCCGCCCCGGCCCUCCAGGCGCCCUACGCAGGGGCGCCCCAACCGCCGCUGCUGCUGCCGCAUUACUCGGCGGCGGGACAGCCUUGGCCAGCGUGGCCGGCCUCCACCGCGCCGCUGGGGGGUCUGACCCAGCAGUUUCUUCCGGCGCCACCGCCGCCCCCCCCCCGACGCAGGCGCCGGUGCAGCAGCUCCACCCGGCGCCACCGCCAUCGUCAGCACCACCACCCGCGUCUCGGGCCACGGGUCGACCCCUGCACCAGGUGCAAUUUCCGCCGUCACCAUCGCCGAUUCCGGCGUGGGCGACCGGAUCGUCUCCGGGCCCGGUGUACUCCACGGCGCCGGAACACCCGACGCCCUCUCUGCGGUUUGAUCAUCCUUCCAGCUCGGCGAACUACGCCCUAGAAAUCCCCGAACCGGCAUACACGCUGCUGGCGACUGCAGCCGCCCCCGGGCACGGCGGGCCGACACCCCCUCGCUUCGCCAAACUGGACUUCGCCACUUACGAGGGCACGGAGGACCCCCUCAACUGGCUCAACCAGUGCGAGCAGUUCUUUCGAGGGCAGCGGACACUCGCUUCGGAUCGUACCUGGCUCGCGUCCUAUCAUCUUCGAGGCGCGGAGCAGACCUGGUACUACGCCCUCGAGCAGGACGAGGGCGGCAUGCCACCAUGGGAGCGCUUUCGGAAGCUCUAUCUCCUCCGGUUCGGGCCUCCUAUCCGUGGAAGCCGACUGGCGGCCCUCGGCCGCUUACCCUUCACAUCCACGGUGCAGGACUACGCCGACCGCUUUCAGGCCCUGGCGUGCCACGCGCCGGGCGUCUCCGCGACUCAGCGCGCCGAGUUAUUUGUGGGCGGUCUGCCGGACCAUAUUCGCGUGGACGUCGAGCUCCGGGAUCCCCCCGAUCUCCAGACGGCCAUGUACUACGCCCGCGCGUUCGAGCGCCGCGCGGUGGCCAUUCAGCAGGACUCGCCGUUCUGGGCCGCUGGCUCACUACCUUCGCCAGAUUCCGCACCGGGUCGGUCUGCGCAGGCUUCCGCGGCACCCCUCGCCGCGACCGCGGCGCGCCCGUUCCGCCGGCUCACCUCUGCCGAGAUACUCGAGCGUCGCCGCCAAGGGUUGUGCUUCAACUGCGACGAUCCCUACAAGCCCGGCCACGCCUGCCCGCGACUCUUCUACCUAGAGGUUGCAGACUACAUUCCGGAGGACGCCAUCGCCGCCGACCUGGCCGUCCCAGAUGUCGAGAAGGUGUUUGACGCUGGUUGAUUACCUCGAGGAGUUCAGCAAGCGCUUCCCCACCCUACAGCUCGAGGACGAGCUGUUUGUGCAGGCGGGGAGAAGUGUUAUGGCCGGUUUAGUUUAUAUCCGGAAGAGGCCCACCGGGCAGUAGUUAGGGGGCUUGGCCCACAAGUUAUCUUAGGUUAAUUAUUAUGCAAGUUAUCUAGGUUAUAAAUAUAGGCUGUAAGACUCUUUCGGAAUCAAGCAAUAAGAAGAAUAUUAUCUCCUAUUGCCCGGCUCCCUGAGGAGCCGGAAACCCUAGCCGCCAACAGCCCUAACCGCCGCCGCCCUUCUCCUAGCUCGCGACGGCGCCCUGCCGCCGGCGCGCCCGUUCCUCGCCACGCCCUCCUCCAUCCUUCCCUUACCACCUACGGCCUAGACCUGGUAGAGUACUUGAUUCUACCAGAUUAUUUCAUGGCUGUGUUAUAUUUCAUUGAAUAUCAUUUUGGGCGGAAGUGGCUGCUGUGAGUGUUCAUGCUAAAAGUACAAGCCAUUUGGAUCAUCGUUUGAAAUGUUUGCCUAUAUUCUGACUAAUGUCUCUGUUUCCUUGGACUGAAGAGUGGACUUAUUUUCCCUGUUUAUAUAAUGAUCUUAGUAGUAUUCAAUAGUUAGCAAUCUAGGUGUCUCUUGUCUCUAUUUACUGAACCGAAUAAUUGACUUGUCUUUUAAUUAAUGUUACUUUUCUGGAGAUUACCUAGUUAUCUUUUUAAUACUAAUUAUUUAACAAAUGUACCUUUGAUUCCUGUUUUUGUGUUUGUUUUUUGCCAAAGGUGAAAUGAGGUAGAUUAUCCUCCUUCUUGGCUUGCAAGUUGUACCUGAUUUUCACAAAAGUUGGCGCAGUAGUCAAAUGAAAUGUUCUGUUAUUGCUGUAAUUUUGUCUUUUUGUUGCAUUAUUUGAAAAAAAAUAUUUCACUUUAGGUGCUAACCGUUGUGAGGAAGCAAUGCAUCAUAUGGUGUUGGAUCUUAAAAUAUGCUUGAGAAAGAAACUUGUACUGAUGUGCAGAGCCAUGAUAUUUUUUUCUAUGACCGGCGCAAUGCGUAUGAAUUGGGUCCACUAUGAGAUGGUUUGUAUCUUUUUUAUAUACUCCCUCCGUUCCUUUUUACUUCGCAUAUUAGGUUUGUCCCAAGUCAAACUUUGAUUGUUAACAGGUUAGUAUGACCAAGAAUUUUUGACUGUUAACACUCUUGCGUUGUAUUUCAUUGAAUAUCCUUUUGGGCUGAAGUGGUUGCCGUGAGUGCUGAUGCUAAAAUUACAAGUCAUCUGGGCCAGCAUUUGAAAAUGCUUGCCAAUUGUUCCGGCUCAUGUGCUAUUUUCUUGAACUGAAGAAUGGACUUUCUUUUUAGUUCUUAGUACUUAAUAGUUAAUACUAAAUGUUUGCAAAUAUAUGUGCGUUAACUGUUUCUAUGUUGUGUUUUAGCAGGUUGCUUACAAUGCAAUCUUUCAAUUAAACUACUUCUCCUAGCAAGUUGCACCUGAUUUUCUUACAAGUGCAAGGAGAAUUAGUUUAAUUGAAUGAUUGAAUUAUAAGCAAGUUUUUGAUGAAAUGCUCUGGUUUGCAGUCCAUUCUUGUUCAUGAUUCCAUUGCAUUUGGUUAGGUAUUCAAACAUACUGUUACAAUUCUGCCUUUGCGUUGCAUCCUUUGGAAUUAUAUUAAUCAUUUCACUUUAUCUGCUAAGCAUUCUAAGGAAUCAAUGCUUCACCUGAUGUUUGAUCUUAAGAUAAGCUGGAGAAAUGAAACUUAUACUGAUAAGCAGAAGAAAGGUUAUCAUGGUCAGGCGCAGGUGCAGAUUGUCUCCCCUUUGGAUUCUGUAAUUGCCAGCCUCAUGUUCUUUUUUCUUUGACCGCCGCAGUGUGUAUGAAUUAGGUCCACUAUGAGCCGGCUAGAUAGGUUAUAAUCAAGAAGCUCUAAUUGUUUCAUGGUUGCCUGAAAUUUACACCUGUGUGAAUACUCUUUUUGGCUGAAGUGGUUCCCGUGAAGUUAAUACUAAAGUUACAAGUCAUUCAGGUUGGCUGAUGUUGUAACCGAACUGCUGUUGUAAUUCUCGACAUCUCCUUUGAGUGGUAAUAUAUUCAGGUGGGGAAGCUCUCCCCCCGGUGACCGUUCAAAAAAAAAAACAAGUCAUUCGGGUCAGUUUUUGAAAUGUUGCCUGUUGCUCUGACUCAUGUCUCUGUUUUCUUGAACUUAGCAGAUAUACAUGCGUGUCAUGUUCCUAUUUUUUGGCUGCAGCCGAUCAUCCACUUGUUAGUGAUUAACAAGUGAUUAAAUUAUAGCCAGCUUUUCAGAAACGUUCUGCAAUUCACUCUUCAUUGAUCCAUUGCAUCACUUGGAAUAUUCUGUUAUAAUUCCAGGUUAUCGGUGCAUCAUUUGGAAUUAUCAUUUCACUUUGGCUGCUAACUAUUUUAAGGAAUUAAUACUACACUAGCACUAUUCCUUUGACAAUUAGCUAGGAUCACCUAUGUAGAGCUGAUAGCAAAGAUAAGAAAUGAACCAAGUGUUUGUGGUGUCUUUCUUACUGUUGUUCUUUUUAACUGCAGUUACUGGUUAUUACUUUGCGCAUUAGGGAUUAUUUGGUGUUCACUGUAUUCAAGAAACUAUCACACCCGAUUUCCAUCCGCGCACAAUACUGUUUGGCAAUAAUAACUUACCUAAAAGAUGUAUUCUUAUUAGGCCAGUGCAGGCGAUCGGCUGCGGUCAUCAUAAGGAAAUAAUAGUUCACUGUCAUGCCAGGUAUGCUCUCAGUUCAAACUAUGUCUUGAGCUAUGGAGAACAUCUUUGCUAGUUUGUACUACGGCUCGCUCCUGUGUUUCCUCCUGAAGCACGGUGCAGCCAGUUUGCAAGACAGGAAGAAAAUGAGUUGAAUCCUUGUGUGAGUGUGUGCAUCUAUCGCUGUGGUCAUUUUGACAAAAUUUUCACGGAGAAGUGUGUGCAGCCUAGCCUAAAUGCCUAACUGGUUACCAGAUUCCUAGGUUUGUAAGGAACUUGUGAUCCGUGCAGUCGUUGGUCUUGUUGUUUCACCUCCCGUUGGUGAGGUGAAACAGCGCAUGAUGCUACCGAUUUCUCGCGCUUUCUAUGAGCAAGCAUGUUGAUGCUCAAAAUGAUUUUUGUUAAGGGCAAUCAUGUUUAUGCUGAGAAUAAGAAGAGACAACAAAACAUUAGGAAAUAAUUGGGUUUUGUGUUGCGACUGACUGUCUGGCGACAAAUCACAAUAAGAAGAGAAGUACCCUGGGGUGCGACAUACGUGGGAAUGGGUAUGAAGAUGCCCACCAUGCUACUGCAUGUUGUACCCUGGAGUUCGGGAAUUACUGCCUGAAGAGGCAUUCAGAAGUUCAGGCCCUGACUGGCUGCUCUUAGUCUGUUGGCGCCCUGUACGGAGAUCAGAAGCAAUGUCCUGCUGAUGUUGUGCCGCUGGUUUUUGGCACCUGAGGAAUGGUGUUGUUAUUCAGAGCAAAAGUCCUGUUAACUGAUAGCAGUUUUUCAUUUAUUUUCUUUUUUCUUUAUGUUGUACAUAUU
Messenger RNA from Triticum urartu, 7204 nucleotides. The record is from RefSeq and is a predicted model, not a curated record. NCBI's taxonomy places the organism in Eukaryota, Viridiplantae, Streptophyta, Magnoliopsida, Poales, Poaceae.